GGCGGGGAGACCGUCGGGGGGGGCGCUGCCGCCUCCGCCAACAGCAGCAACAGCUACAGCAGCAGCAACAGCGGCUACAGCAGCAGCAGUACCAGCCUCGCCGCGCGGCCGGAUCUGCCGGGAGCCUCCGGGAGCGCACCACAAAGCCGGCCCCUCGCCUUUUCCUCACCAGCGGCUCUUCGGCGCCCGACUCCGCGGCCAACUUCGCCUGGCGGGGCCGGGGCAGCUGGCGGGGAAGGAAGGCGGUGACGGCGGAACGAACGCCGUGGCUGCCCGCUCGCGUGGCCCGCGCACUCACACUCAGCCCCCCGCGCGCCGGAUCUCGAGGGUGGCCGCGCUGGCAUUCCGGCCACCGGGAAUCGUCCGGAAAUAAUGCAAAAGGUGUCCCAAGUCUCUUGACCAGUGAACAAAGAUUUGAGAAAGACAGCCAAGCCCAUGUUUUCUCCUGAUCAAGAAAAUCAUCCUUCCAAAGCACCAGUAAAAUACGGAGAACUCAUUGUGUUAGGGUAUAAUGGGUCUCUCCCAAAUGGCGAUAGAGGAAGGAGGAAAAGUAGGUUUGCUUUGUUUAAAAGACCCAAGGCAAAUGGGGUGAAGCCCAGCACUGUGCAUAUUGCGUGUACUCCUCAGGCCGCAAAGGCAAUAAGCAACAAGGACCAGCAUAGUAUAUCAUACACUUUGUCUCGAGCCCAGACAGUUGUGGUUGAAUAUACUCAUGACAGCAACACGGAUAUGUUCCAGAUUGGUCGGUCGACUGAAAGCCCUAUUGAUUUUGUAGUAACUGACACAGUUCCUGGAAGUCAAAGUAAUUCUGACACACAGUCAGUUCAAAGCACUAUAUCAAGAUUUGCCUGUAGAAUCAUAUGUGAACGGAAUCCCCCCUAUACAGCACGGAUUUAUGCUGCAGGAUUUGAUUCAUCAAAAAAUAUCUUUCUUGGGGAGAAGGCUGCCAAGUGGAAAACAUCUGAUGGGCAGAUGGAUGGCUUGACCACUAAUGGCGUUCUUGUGAUGCAUCCACGCAAUGGGUUCACCGAAGACUCCAAGCCUGGAAUAUGGAGAGAAAUAUCAGUGUGUGGAAAUGUAUUUAGCCUGCGUGAAACCCGAUCAGCUCAGCAGAGAGGGAAAAUGGUGGAAAUUGAAACCAAUCAGUUACAAGAUGGCUCACUAAUCGACCUCUGUGGCGCAACAUUGCUGUGGCGUACUGCAGAAGGCCUUUCUCAUACCCCUACUGUGAAGCAUUUAGAAGCUUUAAGACAGGAAAUCAAUGCAGCAAGACCUCAGUGCCCUGUAGGGUUCAACACACUAGCCUUUCCUAGUAUGAAGAGGAAAGAUGUUGUAGAUGAAAAACAACCAUGGGUCUAUCUAAACUGCGGCCAUGUACAUGGCUAUCAUAACUGGGGAAACAAAGAAGAACGUGAUGGAAAAGAUCGUGAAUGUCCUAUGUGUAGGUCUGUUGGUCCCUAUGUCCCUCUGUGGCUUGGAUGUGAAGCUGGAUUUUAUGUGGACGCCGGCCCUCCAACCCAUGCGUUUAGCCCCUGUGGGCAUGUGUGUUCAGAAAAGACAACGGCCUAUUGGUCCCAGAUCCCGCUUCCUCAUGGUACGCACACUUUUCACGCAGCCUGUCCCUUUUGUGCACAUCAGUUGGCUGGUGAACAAGGCUACAUCAGACUUAUUUUCCAAGGACCUCUAGACUAACAGACAGUUGUCCUCCAGGACUACAUUAUAAAUUUAUAAGCUAAGUGAGUUGGGUUUUUCAACCUGUUGUCCACAUCAGUUUCUCUGCUCUGGUCAUUUGCAUUAAAAUGAAGAAUUUUUUUAAACAUUUAUAAUAAAUAGUAGCAAUUUCUGAGCAAAAAUCUGGGAAACUCGAGCAAAGGAAUUUUUGAAAGUAUCAGACUUCUGAAUUCUGAGUUUUGAAAAUAUAUUUUGAGGAAAAAAAGACAUAGCCUAAUUCAAUGCCUUCAUUUUAGUGUUUUUGAAUCACCCAUCCUCAGUGCUGAGAAAUUGUUUUGUAUAACUGAGGGUACCGUUGGUUCAAACUAUGUUAGUUUACAGUUUGUUGCAAACAUUGUAAAAUACAGCAACAUGUAUAUUAACUUUUUUCUAUUUAUCUUUAUGAUAGAAAAUAUAUUAGAAUGUUCUUGAUAGAGUAGCGUGGUAAUGAUGGUGUCACACUCUGAGUGUGAAUUGUAGUGUAGUGAGCACACAGCUCAAGGAUUUACAAAAGCUAAGAAGGACAAGAGAGCCUCUCCUCACCCCAUUAAAUAUGGAAUUUGGUGAAUUAGAAUACUUUGUAAAACCAAAUUCAUAUUAAUUAUCAUUGUCUAAGAGGUGUUUGUUUUUAACCAUAAUGAAGUUAAUCAGGAAGAUUUUUUUCCUUAAUGUUUCUCUCAAGUGUAGUACUAUAACAAAAACUUAAUGCUAAAAAACAUUUUAUAUACUCCUUUGAAUAUGCAAUCUAAUCUAGAUUAUCUAUUUUUCUCCCAUGACGACUAAUCCGUUUUUAGUAUUCGCAACAUUUGGCAAGUUUAUUUUUUGGAUAUGAACUAUAGUUCUCAUCUGUUCACUGUUUCUAGAAAAAAAGAUAAUUUCUGUGGUAAAAAGCAUCAAUUAACAAGAAAAGAUAAUGACUUUAUUUGUUUUUAGAAACAGAAAUGCUUAGUUAAUUCUACAUUGAGCUUUCUCCAGGCAUUAGAAAAUGUACAGCUAUGAAGGGUUGGACAAUAGUGCCACCCCUCCCCCCACUAAAGCAGACCAGCCUUAACUGUAGGCUUGGAUCCUAAGGAGAGUUGCUGUGGUAUGACUCAAGUGAGUGCUUGGUUGUCAGAUGAGCAUCAGUGACAGCAGAGGGAAGGAACAAACUUGCAAGGUCUGUUUUAUUCUAGAACCCCAGGACAUCCUUUGCUUUUGGAAGCAAGAAAACGUUUCUGUUCCCCUCCAACCAUUUUUUAAAUGCUCCACAAGAAGAGACAGUUGCACUACAUCAAACCCUUUUUGACACUUGUAGAAAUCCAUACACUUUUAGAUUAGACAAAUCAUUUUUACUUUUAGUCUCUUGUUUUCCUUUAGUUUGAAAAAUUGUAUCAUACUGAAUUGACUAUAGCAAAUUUUUAUGGUAGCGUAACUUUAUCCUAUUGUCAUUUUUUUUCUUUCUUUAAAAAAAAACUUGUUGCUUAGGAGCCAUGAACUAUUUUAUUUUAGUGUCAAAAUUCCUUCUUUUAAAAAAUGAUCAUUUGGGUUCACUCAGGAAAUGCAUGUCAGGAAACUUGUAUUAUAAGUUUAUUAGUUGUGAUGUAUCAGUAACUGCUGUUACCCCUUUUCAAAGAAAUAUAAUUGAUUUUGACUUUUUUUUAGAUUGUCACAUGAUUUGUGACUAAUGCAAGGAAAUCAAGUCCUGUGUUGUGUUUGUUCUAGUCAUUUCUAUUCAGGCUAUAUAUUGUAGCUUAAUUUUUAUUUGCAAUUAAUUUAUUCAAACUGAGUAAAUACUUUUCAAAAUAGA
Messenger RNA from Perognathus longimembris pacificus (Pacific pocket mouse), 3496 nucleotides. It is a transcript of the gene Peli1, whose product is annotated as pellino E3 ubiquitin protein ligase 1. Gene Ontology annotation, molecular function: protein binding; ubiquitin protein ligase activity. Gene Ontology annotation, biological process: protein K48-linked ubiquitination; regulation of Toll signaling pathway. Bases 436 to 1692 code for a protein of 418 amino acids. The record is from RefSeq and is a predicted model, not a curated record. The transcript has 7 exons. NCBI's taxonomy places the organism in Eukaryota, Metazoa, Chordata, Mammalia, Rodentia, Heteromyidae.